Molecule: messenger RNA, 1760 nt
Organism: Acomys russatus (golden spiny mouse)
Lineage: Eukaryota; Metazoa; Chordata; Mammalia; Rodentia; Muridae
Gene: Ctse
Product: cathepsin E
Exons: 11
Coding region: 376-1566 (396 amino acids)
Biological process (GO): proteolysis
Cellular component (GO): endosome
Molecular function (GO): aspartic-type endopeptidase activity
Source: RefSeq, a predicted model, not a curated record
AGUGGCAAUGCCCUCUAUGACUCUAGCCGUGGUUAGAAGGAUCAGGUUAUCUCCAUUUGCAGCUGGCCAAGAGAUAAGAGUUGCUUAAGGUCGCAGCUAGCAAACACCAGAGCUGGUGCUUCCACACAGCUCUCUGCCUCCGAGCCCGACUGUCCACUGCUUACUACGAGAAACCCCGAACUCUUGAUAUUUUUGUUUAUCUGGUAACUUCAAAAGUGAAAACAGACCUUUUCUAAGAAGGCUGGCCUUUGCUUGUUUGACUGGGCAGGGCUGAUCUGGGCACCAGGAAGAGCUGGUGCCCCUGCCCUGUGCACAAGAAGAAAGGAAGGUGGAAGGGAGAUCGAAGCAGAGUGAGAGAGAGCUCGUUGGACCACAAUGAAACCCAUCCUUCUGCUAGUGUUGGUGCUCCUGGACCUGGCUCAGGCCCAAGGAGGUCUGCACAGGGUGCCCCUCAGAAGGCAUCAGUCCCUCCGGAAGAAGCUACGGGCCCAAGGCCAACUCUCAGACUUCUGGAAGUCCCACAACUUGGACAUGAUCCAAUUCACUGAGUCCUGUAGAAUGGAUCAGAGCACUGACGAGCCCCUCAUCAAUUACCUGGAUAUAGAAUACUUCGGCACUAUCUCCAUCGGCACCCCGCCACAGAACUUCACCGUCAUCUUUGACACCGGCUCCUCCAACCUCUGGGUCCCAUCUGUGUACUGCACCAGCCCAGCAUGCAAGAAGCACUCGGUGUUCCAUCCAUCCCAGUCCAGUACAUACAUGGAGGUAGGAAGUCGUUUCUCCAUCCAGUAUGGCACCGGGAGCCUGACAGGAAUCAUCGGCGCUGACCAAGUCUCUGUGGAAGGGCUGACUGUGGAUGGCCAGCAGUUCGGAGAAAGUGUCAAGGAACCUGGCCAGACCUUUGUGAAUGCGGAUUUCGAUGGGAUUCUGGGCCUGGGAUACCCCUCCUUGGCUGCCGGAGGGGUGACCCCAGUGUUUGACAACAUGAUGGCCCAGAACCUUGUGGCUCUGCCUAUAUUUUCUGUCUACUUGAGCAGUGACGCACAAGGUGGCUCAGGCAGUGAGCUCACUUUUGGAGGCUACGACCCUUCUCAUUUCUCUGGGAGCCUCAGUUGGAUCCCAGUCACCAAGCAAGGCUACUGGCAGAUUGCCCUGGAUGGAAUCCAAGUGGGAGACACUGUGAUGUUCUGCUCUGAGGGCUGCCAGGCCAUUGUGGACACAGGGACCUCCCUCCUCACUGGCCCCUCAGACAAGAUCAAAGAGCUUCAAGAGGCCAUUGGGGCCACACCCAUGGAUGGAGAAUACGCCGUGGAUUGUGCCAACCUCAACACGAUGCCAAAUGUUGCCUUCCUCAUCAACGGCGUUUCAUACACCCUCAGCCCAACUGCCUACAUCCUGCCGGACUUGGUGGAUGGAAUGCAGUUCUGCGGCAGUGGCUUUCAAGGACUUGACAUUCCUCCUCCAGCCGGGCCCCUCUGGAUCCUGGGGGAUGUCUUCAUUCGACAGUUUUACUCCGUCUUUGAUCGUGGAAAUAACCAAGUGGGAUUGGCUCCCGCAAUCCCCUAAAUAAGGAUGUAUGUGACAUGUAUGGACACCUGAUACCCUUUUAACCUGUUAGGUCUCUUUGUAACUAUCAAAGCCAUUUUCAGGAUGUAACCAGGCCAGAGUAUUCAGGCCAAGCGAAGUAUGAGAGGGCACACACAGCCUCCCACAAAUGCCCAUGCAGACACACGCAGCCUUCCACACAUCACACACACACA